AAACUUUUCGAAGUAGGCAGUGUUUUCGUAGAAGGACAAAGACUUAUCACAUGGAAUUGACAGGUUAAUCAAUUUCUCAGCAUAAGAAAAGUUAGAUCAACUAGAAAUAUGGUAAGGGUAUCCAGAAUUUCACUAUGUCAGUGAAUGUGUGUCUGAUUUAGGAAGCAUUCUCCACAUAGAGGUAUAUGUGUUCAUCGCCGAGGACGAAUUGGUUGUCGUCGACUUUUCUUGUCGAAAGCUUUCGAUCAUUUGUAUGUAUUUCAAGUUAUGAUAACCAUGUCCUCUGGAUAUCACAUAUUUUGAGUUUUUUACUCUAUUUUUGUGUAACACAUGUCAUUUAUAGGCUGGUGUCUUUUAAAGUUUAACGAGGAACGUUUGAAGUGAUUAAGGAGAACACGCACACGCGCUCGUGUUAUUACUAAAACUUCAUUGAAAGGUAUCGCUAGAUUAACGGGUUCAAGGCAAUGAAUCACUGCAUAUUCUCCCUGUUUUUAUUUUUCAGGAUGUUCUCAAAACGAACGGAGUUAACAACAACGCGAAUCCACAACGCGUUGCCCUGAAAGAAACACAAGACUUGAAAGUUAGACUGCAAGAAUGCCUUCACUUAUCGACAUCGAACAACCAGGCUAAUCGACAAUUGCAACAGGCAACUCACAAGCCGAAUGGAUGGAUAAAACAAGAACACUCUUCUGCACAAAAACACCGUCAACAUCAUCAUCAUGUUGAACGAACAGAUGACAAAUCGUCUGCACAUUCACGAGAUGAAAAUAAAGAAAACAACGAGAAAGAAAACUUAAAGAAGUCCAAGUAAGAAGUUAAUUCUUGUCGAAUUAUGAACCAUACGUGAGAGAUGGAAAUCUUGCGUUGUACUUCUAAGUACAACAUUCUUUCCAUAAUGUUUAAAUAUAUUUCGUUAUUUAACAGGACCUGUUGGUCAUUGGACGACUUUGAUAUUGGCAAGCCGCUUGGAAAAGGUUGGUUUCUUGUCAAUUUUGCAUGCACACAGAUCAAAUUUCCAAACGAGCUCGUAUCUUGGCGCGUUGCCUCUUGUGAGAAUUUUUUGGCGAUCCUUUCAUGUUUGAAAGUGAAAUGAAAAACAUACACACACCACUGGUGGAUAAUGCUGUUUCUCAGGUUCUUUCCUUAUUUAAUAUUACACAGGCAAAUUUGGAAAUGUUUACUUGGCAAGGGAAAAGAAGAGUAAAUACAUUGUAGCCCUCAAGGUAUGUCAAACACGACUGGUUAUGGAGAUUCAUAUAUAUAUAUAGAUUAUAUAUCAUCCUUCCAUAGUUUAUAAUUUGACAAUAUCAUCUGAACAACACACCAGGCUCAACUUCAAUUUAAGAAAGGAAUUCAAUUAGAUUAACUAAAAAUCAAACUUAAGAAACCCUCAACUUCUACCUGAAACUUUGUCCAUCAUGAAGCUGAGCUGAAAUCGGCAUAGACCUGUUCACAAUUGAAACUGCAAGAUAGACAAUCAUUUAAAACUGAUAGAUCAGAAAUCAGAGCCAAACAGACUUCCCAGUAACUUCCUUUCGUAAAACCUUAUUUUGAUUUUAAAGAUGAGGAUCUGAAUCUCACAUAAAUGAGAAAUAUCAAGCCAAGAAAAAUAUAUCCACUGAGUAAUUUCCAUCUAAACACCUGUCUACAAAGAAUGGCAAAUGUAUAUGCAAUUUUUUCCUUUCUUACCAUAUGUUUCACAUGACAGAAUCACCUUUGCAUACUUGAGGUCUUUCUGUGUUCUGCCAUACUCUGCAGACUGGUCUAUUCAUAACAAAUGUGCAAGGGUGUUCUUGCAUAGUAGACUUGAUCCUUGUUUCUGGUACGUUCUCGCUAAGGUAAAUGCUGCUGAAAUUCAGGGGAAAUAUUCGUAUUCCUUUUUCAGCAUACUAUCUCACUUCAAUCAUUUUUCUUUUUCAACUAUUUUCAGGUCUUGUUUAAAUCACAGCUAGAGAAAAGUAAUGUGGAACACCAACUUAGAAGAGAAAUUGAAAUCCAGUCUCAUCUCAGGUGAGCUUUAAGAUUUUGGGCAACUUAUGAAUACUGAUAAAAAUAAAUACGUGGAUUCAGUCUAAAACAUUACAUGUUUGACUGGUGGCCAUUAAUGAUAAUUUAAAAUGGUCACUGAUUUUCUGAAUCAAUGGCCUCUUUCUGUUUUAAAUUUGAGGUGCUGCCAAGAUGUCCAGGAAUUAAACAUACAUGCCAUAACUCCUUUUUUUAUAUAUUUUUUUGAUAGGCAUCCCCAUAUCCUUCGCCUUUUUGGUUAUUUCUAUGAUAAGACAAGAGUAUAUCUUAUCUUAGAGUAUGCCCCAAAAGGUGAACUGUACAAAGAGUUAAGUAAAGUUGAGAGAUUUGAUGAGAAAACAUCCUCAAAUGUAAGUAUCUCGUACAGUCAUUGUAAUAUCUUAAUAUGUAACUUGUUUCCAUCAUUUCAUUUCAACUUACCAACAGGAGUGCUUACAUAUAGUAUUUAUCAUUCAAUCAGCUUGCAAUAUUUGCUGAGGGCCUUUCCACACUAGCACACAAAACUAAAAUUGUCGUGAAAAAAUCAAAGGACAAUGACAAUGACAAUGACAAUGACAAAUGUUUCUUUUGUUUGUUACAUCCAUAUUAAAAAUUUCAAAGGCAUCGCAUUCUAUCAGUGCCUGAUCGGUUCAUAAGGCUGGCCAUCAUAGUUUGGCCAAUAUCCAGGAUUUAUCCUAUCUUAAGUUGUGUUAAAAUUUAAGAAUCCCUGAGUUUUGCAACAAAAGAACAUUUUUGCCUUUCUUGUAAACUGAUUUCAGUUCAAUUACACACUGGUCAUAGCUUUUAUGACAACUGAGCAACAAGUUUAUCAUCUAUGUUGAGUUUGUUCAGUUUUUACCUAGGACAAACUUUGCUAGUGGUGCACCAAAGAUUUGUCAGGUUUGGCCAAAAUUCAUCAAGUCAUGACAAACACUAGUGCAGAAAGGCCCUAACUGAAAUAAAACAGCCAGAAAAUAACUCUUGUUUAAAAUUUGUUGAGUUUACAAUGUGGCAGUUCUUCUACUGAGAUAUAACUACUUAGUACCUUUCUUGCAUACCUCUUUAGUAUAUUCGUCAACUAGCACAAGCCUUAAAGUAUUGUCACUCAAAGAAAGUCAUCCAUAGGGACAUCAAACCAGAAAAUCUUCUUCUUACUCUCAAGGUAAAAACACAACACUCUUCACUCAAUUACUAAUUAGAUGUGGAAUUCUAAUUUUAGUUGAGGUUUGCUAACUUUAACCCCUUAGCUCUCAAAAGUGAUCAAUAUGUAGCCUCUCCCUAUAAUAUUUAUACAUUAUCCAGCAACCAGGUAAUGAGAAUACUCAAACUUAUCGGGUAGAAGUUGUUGUCUUGAUCUAACACCAAAUUCCUGUAACUAAUUUACAAGGAAUGUGUAGCAGCUAGAGGGGAGAAAUGACUAUCAGAUUUUGAGAGUUAAAUGUUUGACAACCUUCUUGGUGCUUCUUUAUCACAAUUUCAUUUUUAAUUACAGGGAGAUUUGAAAAUUGCUGAUUUUGGUUGGUCAGUUCAUGCUCCUUCAUCAAGGUAAAAGCAAAAAAAAAAACUAUUGACUUAAUAUAUACAUGUUGUAAUAUCCUUUAAUAACCUCAGGUGUCCUUUAGGCCUUAGAGGAUAAGUCAGUGAGUAAAUAUUUGCAAAGUAAAUGUACUAAAUAAUGCAACAUUAUCAAAUACCAACAUCUCUUUGUUAAGUAACCAGUGGCACAUUCUCAUCAUUAUUAUUAUCAUCAUUGAAUUUUACUAUCAUCUUAUAACUACUGUAAUAAUCAUAAAUAAUUUCAGGCGAACAACACUCUGUGGAACACUGGAUUAUCUCCCACCUGAGAUGAUUGAAGGAAAAGCACAUGAUGAGAAGGUAGUUCUUUGGAAACAAUUUUGAAAUAAAUUGCCUAACAUAAAAUCAAAUCUUUGUGACAGAAAUUUUGGUAAAUCAUUUGUAGAUUGCUAUGAUUCUAAGACCAGCUAUUAGUAUGUUACAUCUAAAAUGUAGAACUCUUGGAAUUUCCAAGUUCACAAUUCAGGGGGGCUUGCAGGACUAAGUUUCAUCCUUAUAAAAUCUCCAAAGCCAAAGUAUGUGCCACAGAUAAAUACAGGAACAAUUUAGCUGCUGAGCAUGCCUUGAUAGGUCAAAAGCUUUCCAAGUAAUGUCCCUCUAAACCAAAAGAAAAUUGAAACACUCUGAGGAUGAUUUUUAAGUAGUUCCUGGUUGAGUAAAAAGGCUGUACUCAAAAAUGAAUUACAGCCAUCAUGCUGACUCAGCAUUAGGGGGAACACUCCAGUAAACAAAUAAAGUGUGGCCUUCUGCUUCAAGAUAAGCCCUACCCUGAAAUUUACUGAGAAUGGCUAAUAUGUUACAGGUUGACCUUUGGAGCCUUGGAGUGCUGUGUUAUGAAUUUCUUGUUGGAAAGCCUCCCUUUGAAGCUGAUGGUCACCAUGAAACCUAUCGCAGAAUUUCAAGGGUAAGAAAGUAAAGUUUUUAUAGAAGCCUCUGUCAAGUUAACUGCUGUCAUCAUUAUCAAGAAUUUUAUUCAGCUGAAUCAUUAUGUCUACACAGGUUGACCUCAAGUUUCCAAGUUAUGUAUCUGAAGGGGCACGAGACCUAAUUUCUAAGGUAAGCAUAAAGUCACAUGUCAAUUAAGUGUUUUAAAAUGACUGGCAGACACUACAUGACUGAGCUCUCAUGGAUCAAUAGGUGUGAUUAGAUGACAGUUUGUCAGCACAGUUGAGACAUUUUAGAUUUGCAUUUGUAUAAGGGACUAUUUAAUCAAAUUAGGCAAUAGUACCUCUCCUGCUAACAAGACCAUGUAAACACAGGGGAAAAAAGUACAUAAAUUACUUAAUUAACAUUGGCUGCCUAAUGUGCUGUUAAAAAAAAUAUAUGGCCAUUUUGAGAUGUAAAAAAAAAAUGCAAUCACUCUUUUAUGGUCAAAUUAAUUUUUGGACUAAGUUUACGAAAAAAUUGGCUCCUCUCGUACAGUCAUGAGGAUUUUUCAAGAAUAUUGAUUUAUUUGUUGACUAGUAUCAUUAUCUUGAUUCAUCCACAGCUUCUGGUGCAUGAUCCAAGCAAACGGCUUCCCCUUGGUGGCGUGCUUGCACAUCCUUGGAUAAGAAACAAUGCACAGGCCCCAGAAAUGCAAUCUACUUGUAGUUACACAGCAACAAAGCAUUAGUUUCACACAUUCUGCAAAUUUAUUAAUAGUUAAUGUAAAUACCAUAGUUGUCUAUAAAAAACUUAAUUUGUAUAGGCAGGAAAGUUUAUUUUUGCUGAAGCUGUUUAAUUAUGUGCCACUAAAUGACAAAUGAGACUGACAGUAUGUCUUUAACUUCAAUGAUAAACAAUUCAACACUGCAGAGUCAUUUUAAGACAAACAUCUUUACAAAAAAAAGCUUCUAUUAGUUAGUGUACCUUUAUUACAUUUACAGCGUGUGCUCAAUUUCUCACUGGCUUAAGGCAAUGACAUUAUUGUAUUGUAAAAUAAACUUUUUCCCCAACUUCACUACAGCCUUUAAAAUGGAUAUUAGUCAGUGCAAUUACUGUAACACAAAAGAUAAUGUGUUUGUGUUAUGUGGUAAAAUGCUUUAAUGAACCAAUUAAAGUAGUUAUUAUAGAUCCUAGGCUACAUUUCAUUUAUCACCUUCUUGCUUAGUUUUUGGGAAACUAUUGAAAGUAGAGUUUAUCAUUGACUUCACAGGUGGAAUUUUUUUCUAAAAAAAAAAAAGUGCAUGAGGCUUUUUCCAUUCUUUGACCAAUAUUAACAAAUCUUGUUUGGAUUUGUUGCAAACCAAUACAUUUGUAAUAAUGCAGUGACUAUUUGAUGUAUUAAAAUGUUUCCAUCUGCCAAAAGACAUAUUGUUCCUUCACUUUUCAAGCUUUGGGGUUGUAAUGUGUAUUCCCAUUAAUACCUUUUAAGUCAAAAGUGUUGUCAGGAAUGAUGGCCUCAUUUCAAAAAUUUGUGCCCAUAAGAACCAUGUUACCACAUGGGUUUUGGCCAGAAUAAAAACAUUUAGCAUGAAAAUUUUCACUAACACAACAAACUAAGAAAACAAUGAACACCAGAAAUAUUUCUGGAAUGUGAUGGUCUCGAAGGAAAAGAAAAAAAACAGGUUUAAGAAAUAUUAAAUAUAAGCAGUAAUUCUAAAUUCCUCAAAACACUUGGAAAGUGAAUUAAGUGUUAAUUCUUAUUUGG
This is a messenger RNA of Pocillopora meandrina, 6211 nucleotides long. The record is from the annotation of a GenBank genome assembly. NCBI's taxonomy places the organism in Eukaryota, Metazoa, Cnidaria, Anthozoa, Scleractinia, Pocilloporidae.